Arabidopsis lyrata subsp. lyrata is the source of this 1095-nucleotide messenger RNA. RefSeq lists its product as uncharacterized. The record is from RefSeq and is a predicted model, not a curated record. Lineage: Eukaryota; Viridiplantae; Streptophyta; Magnoliopsida; Brassicales; Brassicaceae.
AUGUCGUCUCUGCUUCUCAGCCUCUCUUCCAACUUCUUCUCUGAUGUCUACUUCUUACUCUUCCCACAGAGAUGCCAAACCCUUAGGAUGUUCUCCUCCUCUACCACCAACCCUUUUUUGCUGCAUCGUGCCACCCCUUGUGGUGAAGAAGCCCAAAUGACAGAGUUCCUCAUGUUUGACCCGGCCAAGGAAGAGUAUUUCACCAUCGUUGAUAAGCCACUUCCCAAAGAUUUGAUUAAGUCUAGGCUAGUGGGAAGUUCCCAUGGAUGGGGAGUUUAUCUUAGCUCCCCUGAUUACAUACUAAUCAGCAACUAUCCCUCGUGCUCCAAAUCAAACCCCAAGAUCAUUGAUCUGCCUCCUCGGCCUAGUCUAAAUGGUUCUCAAACUGAAAUGGUAAGUGGUGUGGCAAUGUCCUCUUCUCCUGAAGAAGAAGACUGCAUUAUUGCUGACAAGUACAUGGGACGUCCUGUGAGUAUAUAUACGCCUGGUCGUGAAACUAAAGGGUUCCUCCUCGCUAUGUCUACUAGAUUAUUCGAUUAUUUUGAGCAAUCCAAGUUGAUGUAUUCCAAGAGAGAUCAAAGGUUCUACAUGCCAAGUUCUGGUGGCCACCACUUGUGGUCUUGGGUUGGUCUACCAUCCACCACACCUCAGUACCAUGAGUUAAAAUUUCAUAACCUUCCUCAGUUUUCGCAUUCCGAGUUGCAGCUUUUCGAUUCUUGUUACAGGACACACGAGCUUGUGGAGUGUCCCUCAGGACAACGUUUCCUACUCAAAUGGUAUGUUGAAAGCCCUGCGAACAAGUCGUUAGUAUUCAAUUGGUUUAGAGAAGAGGAAGAUAUGAACAUGUGUUACACAGAAGACAUUGGUGAUCUCUGCAUAUUCCUCGGCAAUAACGAGCCUUUUUGUGUCAAAGCCAGCUCAUUCCCGGGCCUAAAACCUAACUCCAUCUAUUUCCUCGGUGAAGGCUAUGGUGAAGGCUACGGUGUUUACGAUAUCGCCACUAAAACCCCACGUUCCUUCACACCCAAGUCUACACCAAAUUGCUGUUCGGAACAAAUAGUCCUCCCUUACUAAAUCCCUCCAACGUCUCACUAG